This is a messenger RNA of Anguilla rostrata (American eel), 3503 nucleotides long. Its product is annotated as transcription initiation factor TFIID subunit 4-like. Bases 605 to 2749 code for a protein of 714 amino acids. The record is from RefSeq and is a predicted model, not a curated record. Gene Ontology annotation, biological process: transcription initiation at RNA polymerase II promoter; DNA-templated transcription. Gene Ontology annotation, molecular function: DNA binding; RNA polymerase II general transcription initiation factor activity; protein heterodimerization activity. Lineage: Eukaryota; Metazoa; Chordata; Actinopteri; Anguilliformes; Anguillidae. The transcript has 11 exons. Gene Ontology annotation, cellular component: transcription factor TFIID complex.
AUGGCUAUAUAAACAUGGCUGUGGGUGCCGUUGGACUGGCUGGUGAUCAAUUUCAGGAGGUAAAGUUAUGCAAGUUUAUAGGUUUGCUUUUUUGUGUAGAUUUAUUUGUAUGGUUAUUUUGUGCGGUCAACAUACGUGUCUGUAUUGCUUUGUGACUUCUUAGUUGGGCGGUUAAACUUUGUCAGCUAGCUUGGCCAUGUGUUAUAGGUAGCUAGCUCGCUAGCUGGAUAGCGUGAAGUCACGUGCGAAACAGGCUUUGCGAAAGCAAGCUAUGUGUUUUAGCUUGUUAAAUGAAGCAACGCAACCAGGGCUAGCUAAAGCAAUAUUUUGAGUGUGGAGUCUUUAAUGUUGUGACACGGCCAAAAACCAUGCUGGUUUGGAAAUGAAGAGCACAUACUAGCGUUUAACUAGAGAACUAUAGGUUUGCGAGUCCACGAUGCAUUUCCGUAGUUUAGCCCGCAACAGGGUCAUGUUAUUUUAACUUUGCCCUUCAGUGAUCUUUUGUUAAUUUUUCAGUUACGCGAAACGGCAACAAGUUGGAAAUGUUAAGGUAGCUCGCGAAGACAUUAGGAAACGAAAACAACCACCAGCGACGCCUAUUAAAAUGCCUGCACUUGAAACCUCGGUCAAUUUGGAAGUUAAACAAAUUCAAUCACAAGAAGAGACGUGGAAAACGCAGCUUGUCAACGGCGGGGCGACAGAUGUUUCCCUAAACUCGUUGCACAGGUUGAACGGCAGCGAUGAUGCCAGCGCGAUAAAACCAGGAAGACUUGUCGAGGCACAGGCUGAAGCUACAGUAGCCCCGGCAUCGAAUGGCGAAAAGGUAGUUUCAAAUGGACAGUCAACUGUAACCUCAUUGAGACCAGAGUCCCAAGCGGUACAAAACAACAACAGCCUAACACUGACGCCCAGCAGUUGCAACGCGCCAGUGAUUGUGUCAAAAACUCCAAUUUCCGCAGCGCUUUCACUUUCAACGCCGAAAACUGCAGUCGCUCCUUUCGCGAUGAAUGCACACAUUAUAAACGGCUCAACAAACGUGCAGUCGGCUGUGAGCAACCCUGUGCCCAAGAUAAUAAUGAACGCGGGACAGAGUGGAACGAACUCACCCGUAGUGCCGGCUAAUAACGUUGUCCAAGGAAACUCUUCAGUGACACGUGUAGGCCAGCCGACGGUGACUGCAAGCACUUGUGGCCAAGUCAAGGUUGAUAUGAGCUUGGCGCCUACUUCUCAAGCUGUGGUUUCUACAAUGACCGCUCCACAAGCCUCGAAGGUGACCAGAGUUGCCACUAUUACCCAGACGCCGGGGAAAGGGGCUGUCAUCGCCUUGCCACGGCCAUCCACACCUCAGCCGACCGGUGCGCCGCGAGCACCUCAGACCACUUCUGUGCAGCUGCCUGCUAAUUUUCAGAUCCCGCAAGGCAUGGUUCUGAUCCGGAGCGACAGCGGGCAGCUGAUGCUGGUGUCCCAGCAGGCCCUGGCACAGGCCCAGGCGCAGGGCAUCAUCCCCAGGGUGAACGCGGCAGCCAGGGCCCUACCCACUCCGGCCGCCGGUCAGGCAACGACGAUCGUUCGAAAUUCGGAGGUUACACCUGUAAUAAAGGUGCCCCCACCUCCAGCAAGCGGCACACCAGUGACCUCUUUCCAAAAGAUGUCCGUUUUAAAGGUCACAGGAAGUGCCGUUUCCGCCGCUGCAGGCCCGACUGUGCGGCCAGCUGUGCCUGCCACGGCAACGGUCACCCCGGCAACAGCGGAGGGACCCAAGGCCACGCUCACCGCCGCCAUCUCUGCGGAAACUUUGGAAAAUGUGAAGAAGUGUAAGAAUUUCCUGGUGACGCUAAUUAAGCUGGCCUCCAGUGGCACUCAUUCUGUUGAGAUGGCAAAAAAUGUCAAGGAGCUGGUGAAGAGUCUGCUGGAUGGAAAGAUCGAGGCGGAAGAGUUCACAGACCGGUUGUACACUGAGCUCAAGUCGUCUCCUCAGCCUUACCUCGUUCCUUUUCUGAAGAGGAGCCUCCCCGCUGUGCGUCAGCUCACCCCAAACUCGCAGCUCUUCAUCCAGCAGUGCGCUGUGCCCAAACCCCCGCCGGCCCCCCAGCAGGGGGCCAGAGCGGCCCCCCCAGCGCCCGCCGGGCACAGCAAGCCCUCGCAGCCCAGCCUGGCCACCGCUCCCGCCCCCAGACCCGCCCAGCCACCCAGCUCCACCCACCUGGUGAUCCAGCAUCCGCGGGGCGUGGUGAUAAAGCAGGCGCUGACGUCAGCGCCGCCGCCGCGCGUCUCCCUGCCCCCCGCGCCGGGCCGGACCCUGGCGAGGCCAUCUGUCACCGCCGUGAUGCAGUCGGCUUCCCACGCCACAGGAACCUUCAUGAACCAUUCCUCCGUUCAGGUGUCGAAAAUCAUAACCAUGCACCCGUCCGCGGCCCAGAGAAGCAGCUUCAGGGACGGAACCCCCGCGUCUUUCAGGGACGAGGACGACAUCAACGACGUGGCCUCCAUGGCCGGGGUGAACCUGAGCGAGGAGAGCGCCCGUAUCCUAGCGACCGGCUCGGAGCUGGUGGGCUCGGUCAUACGGUCCUGCCGCGACGAGCCCUUCAUCCCCGCGGCCGUCCUGCAGCAGCGGCUGCUGGAGACCGCUACUGGCCUCCUGGGUGCUCAGGAGGAGUCUCUCCUGGUCCCCAGACAUCGCCCGCCACCACGAGAUGAUGUUCCAUGUAAAUGUCAGCCCGUGAGGAGGAGCCGUUGGUCCGGAGCGUAACUCGAUCGCCCCCAGGCGCAGCCAUCUCCGUAUUCCCACAACUCCCAUUUUCCACCCCCACCCCCUCUAUUGUUUAAAAAAAAAAAAAAAAUAUAUAUAUAUAUAUAUAUAUAUAUGUUUCCAUUAUUCAUGGUUGCGGUUUUGUUCCACAACCCCCAUCUUUCUGCAUUUUUGGUGUACAGUCAUGCAUGUCCAUUUGUGAAAUUUAUAGUACCCGUUUAGAAUAACACUGGCUGUGGUUCCCCCCCCCCCCCGGUGUGGAUGUAAAUGUGUUAUUUGUGUUAUAUUCUAUUUAUUUUAAGAGUCUGGAGACGCUGGAUGUCUUCAUUCAGGACCUCUGAAGCCCCAUAACGGGCCUCGUCCUGGCGUCAGACCGUAUCCACGCCUGACAGCGUACCGGAUUGGACUCCGGGCGCGAGCCGGGUUGCCAUGUUGUAGCGGGGCCCACCCGUGGGGGGGGAGCGGCGUGUGCUCGGGCUAGCGCGAUAGCGCUCGUGCUCAGGGGGUUUCUGAAUGGCGUUUACGGGGGCGGGGGGGGGGGGGGGCGGUGCAUCCUGAUGCCACGGCGUGUCUCGAGCGAGCCGCGGCCGUCCCGUCCCGUCCCGUCCCGCUCUGCGAUCCUCGCUCUGUGUUUGAGUCCCUUCAGAUUUAUGUGAGGAUUUUAAGGUCAGAGCUGCCCUGCAGUCCUAAAAGCCUUUUUUUAAAAGCGAAAAUGCUUCAUUAAACGCGUGCCCUUCAAAAAAAUAAAAUAAAA